AUGGAUCCAAUGCGACUACUCAAUCCCAAAGGGUAUGCGAAAGCCCAGGAGAAGUCUAAGAAGAAGGCGCCGAACUAUGGACCGACGCAGUCUCGCAAACCAGCUGCGGCUGCAGGAAGUGACGCAAAGCCGAGUCCAGUGCGAUUCGAUCCGAGAGCAUUACUCAACCCGAAGGCCGCAGUAGGUCGCCUGAAGAUGGCAGUGGACGGCGAUCAAGCAGAACAGCAGGCUCUUGGGAGUGACAUCCGUGACGACUCAAACCCCAUCGAUGCAGAAGAUCAAGGACCUGGACUCUCUUCAAUGCUCGAGAAGCAAUACGGAGUCACCGAGCGGGAGUCUGCGCUAGUGUCACGGAAGCGAAACACACCUGCGGAUGGCGAAGACGAAGAUGAACAGCAGCGCAAGAAGUCCAAGGCGAAAUUCGAUGUUUCCACCGAUGGGAUUAUAUCAGAUCACAUGAAAGCUGAACGCGAGAAGACUGCAGCAGAGUCCGGACCUGCCAAGACCACGAUCGAUCUCACCAACGACGAUGAUGACCUCGUGGUCGUAAGCGAGAACCGAGUUGCAGACAGCCGCGAAGUGUGCUUGGGCAAGAUUUCGGUCAAAGCAGGCGCCUUUCGGAUCCCACGCGGUUCGAGGAACAGCAAGUCCGGCGUACCGAACGACUUCUGGCCGAUGAUGAGAGUCUUCUUCCGCAGGCCCAACGUGCAGACCCAGAUCGUCGACCUCAUCGACAGACCGCAAGAGAGCGCGACGGCCAUUGCCUUCGCCAGACUGGAUCACGCGGCGGCAUCCGCCAUUCUCCCCCUCAUCGACGGUAGUCAUGUCAACAAGUUACGACUAAAGAUGUUUGUGGAUCCCAUACGGAAGCAGAACGGUGAAUACGAAGGAUGCAAGAUCUCUCGACCGAUCAACAUCAGUAUUAUCCUUUUCGCACCAAGAGACAAGGCAACGCGUAUCGGGGUGAUGUUGUCUCAAAAGCAGCUCUUCCUCUCCGUACCACCAGCAGGUAUGGUCGGCCGGAUCGAGUAUUGGAAUCCGCAGGUCCCGGAAGAGUAUGCGUCAAGCAACAAAGUGGCUCGGAAGCCUCAACGUAGCUCUGGUCCCAGCUACGGCGUCGCUCGGACAGAGGAACAGAUGCGUCGUGAGGCCGAGGGCAUUCUCGACGAGCUCUUCAACCUUGCAGACGAGAUCCCAGAGAUGGAGGCUGAUGGCACAAAGAUUACAACGCCGCUCAUGACACAUCAGAAGCAGGCGUUGCACUUCCUGACCACUCGAGAGCGCGCUGAUGGUGAGUCGGCCGGUGUCUCGACCGGCGUCUCCGGAGGUGACUCUGCAGCUUCACUCUGGAAAAGCCGACAGGGCAACCGAGGCGAGGUGUGGUACAACGUGAUCACCAACCAUGAGCUUCGCGAGAAGCCACCUCCAGUGCGCGGCGGCAUCUUGGCAGACAUGAUGGGUCUUGGAAAGACGCUGAGCAUUCUGGCCUUGCUCACAUCGACCAUGGACGAAGCUGCUCGAUUUGGCGGCGAAACCCCUUCAGCUGAUCUUGAGGAUAUCGUACGCAAUUCCAAGGCGACGCUUAUCAUCUGCCCGAAGUCCGUCCUUUCCAACUGGCAGGAGCAGGUCAAGCAGCACACGAAGAAGCGUCUGCUACAGAUCUACUGUUACCACGGCCCAGCACGUACUCAGGAUUUCGACGAACUUGCGAAUUACGACAUCGUUCUCACCUCGUACAGCACAGCAUCGUCCGAGUUCAGCGACCCGGCGAAGAGGCGCAAUGCUCUGGGGUCGAUCCAGUGGUUCCGAAUCGUUCUUGAUGAGGCCCAUCAGAUCAGGACUCAAAACACCCAAUUCUUUCAAUCGUGCCGUGCACUGGCAGCUCAGAGACGCUGGGCCUUGACCGGCACGCCGUUGCAGAACAGCGUCAGCGACAUUGGCUCGCUCGUCAGAUUCCUCCGCUUGAAGCCGUUCGACGAUGGCACCAGCUUUGCGCAGCACAUCUCGGGUCCCAUCAAGCGAGGGGGCAACAAAGACGCAGUGGGCCAUCUGCAAAUGAUCAUCCACGGCAUCACUCUGCGUCGCACGAAAGAGCGGAUCGACUUACCUGAGCGCAGAGAAGACAUUGUGCGUCUCGAUUUCACGGAAGCAGAAGCUAUCGACGUUCAUCUGUUUUCCCGGACUGCCAACAGGGACAUUAGGAUCAUGUCGAAGAGUCGUUUCCGCGGGAAGUCAUACGCUCACAUGCUGAAGUCUAUCGGUCGACUUCGCGCCUAUUGUGCUCAUGGGCGGGAAAUGCUUCACGAGGACGACAUGAAGGAGCUCGAGGGGCUCACUGCCAGCACCGCCAUCGAUCUUGGAGAUGAGCCAGACGAGGAGAACAAGGAGGACGGCACGUUCAUCGCAGAGCGCCAUGCUUAUGAGACACUGCACAUGAUGACCGAGAGCGAGACUGAUACUUGCACCAAGUGUGGUCGCAAAGUCUGUGAUGCAAAGGACGACCCUGAAGCGAAUCCGGCCUCCAAUGAGGAGUCUUCCGACGAGGACGACUCUUCCGACGAGGGAGAUGCUCGCGAUGUCCUUGGCUAUCUGACGCCAUGCUAUCACCUGAUCUGUCCCUCGUGCAAGGACGACCAUGUCGCGCUCACCCUCCCCAAGCUUCGCGUCGACCACUACCACCAUUGUCCUCACUGCGAGCAGUAUGUUCGGUUCGGCCUUUUCGAGCUUCGUCGUUCUGCACUCAAAGCUAUGCUUGACUCUCGCCGCAAGCUGAGCAAGAGGAAGGGCAAGGCUCAAUGGGACGAAUCGAACUACUCUGGACCUUCAACCAAAGUCAAAGCACUCCUCGACGAUCUCAGGAAGAACGAGGCAGAGACCGCUAGCUUGGGCAUUGACGAGCCGCCCAUCCGCUCCGUCAUCUUCUCCGGCUGGACCACGUACCUUGACUUGAUCGAGGUCGCUCUCGACGACGCAAACAUCGGCUACGCUCGCCUCGAUGGUAGCAUGGGCCUCAAAGCCCGUGCCUCGGUCAUCGAGACAUUCAAGGCGGACCCAGCUGUCACCGUGUUGCUCGUCUCGAUCAAGGCUGGUGGCCAAGGUCUGAACUUCACCGCCGCCUCGCGCGUCUACAUGAUGGAGCCGCAGUUCAACCCCGGUGUCGAGCAGCAGGCCAUCGACCGCGUGCAUCGCAUGGGUCAGAAGCGGCCGGUGGAGAUCAAGCGCUACAUCAUGCGUACGAGUGUGGAGGAAGGGAUCUUGAGGCUGCAAGAGAAAAAGAAUAAUUUGGCGAAGGUGAGUCUCGACAAGAAGAAGGUGGGGACCAGUGGUGGGGACAUGGUGGAUAUUCUGCAGAGCAUUGGGCAGGAUGAUGGGAAGUUGGGACUUCGUGGGUGA
Messenger RNA from Saxophila tyrrhenica, 3393 nucleotides. RefSeq lists its product as uncharacterized. Lineage: Eukaryota; Fungi; Ascomycota; Dothideomycetes; Mycosphaerellales; Extremaceae. The record is from RefSeq and is a predicted model, not a curated record. The coding region runs from base 1 to 3393 and encodes 1130 amino acids. The transcript has 2 exons. Gene Ontology annotation, cellular component: nucleus. Gene Ontology annotation, molecular function: ATP-dependent chromatin remodeler activity; ATP binding. Gene Ontology annotation, biological process: DNA repair.